Molecule: messenger RNA, 501 nt
Organism: Acanthosepion pharaonis
Lineage: Eukaryota; Metazoa; Mollusca; Cephalopoda; Sepiida; Sepiidae
Source: the annotation of a GenBank genome assembly
AUGGCUCCCAAGCAUGCUGCUUCUUUCAAGGCUGGUACUGAGCCUAAACACAAACAAAGAAUGAUGACAAUCGCUGAGAAGAUGAAACUUCUGCAUAUGCUGAAGGAAGGGAGAACUUUCGCUGCCAUAGCCCGCCAUUCUAACGUGAAUGAAUCCACCUUUCACUACAUCAAGAAGGACGAAGCUAACAUUAGGAAGACGGCUGCCAUCAUCUUUAAUAAGUCAGCAAAGAGAGUGGUUAUGGCUCAUAAUACAACUAUCAUCCGUAUGGAAGCUGCUUUGGCUGUAUGGAUAGCCGACUGCCGAAAGAAGAACAUAGCCUUGGAUACGAAUAUCAUCCAAACAAAGGCUAGGAGCCUGUACGAGACUUUCACCACUAAGGAACUUGAGGACGACAGUGGCGACCAUGAACAAGAGGAAGAAGAUGAAGACAACAUAGAACAUCCGCAACUAGGGACAUCCAGUGAUUCACAACCUAAAAAAAUGUCCUUUUUCUGUUAA